AGGAGAAUCACCACAUCGCCGCCACCAAUCCACUCCAACAGUGUACAUCUAGGUCGUCUUCCAACCGAAGAACUUCGUUUUCGUUUCCUUUUUGUUAUGGAGAGGGAAGAAGAGCAAACGAGAAAGCGCCAUAAGUGUUCGAAUGGUGAACAGAACGCACUCUCAGUUGACAGGCUUAGCGAUUUGCCGGACCCACUCAUCUGUCACAUUCUCUCGUUUCUCCCGACCAAAUCCUCCGUAAGAACCAGCGUUCUAGGUCAAAGAUGGAGGCAUCUCUGGACCUACGUCCCCGAGCUAGAUUUCAGCCGUGCAAAUGAAGACUUCAUCGACAAGGUCAUGUCGCUACAUCGGAUUCCAGAUAUUAUCACUUUCCGCCUCAAAGAAUUGAUGGCAGAGUGCAACGGCAAUCAAAUCGAGAGAUGGAUUAGCUUUGCCAUCGAGCGCAAUGUGCAAAACCUCGAGCUUUAUUACCCCCCCAAAAACGUAUUGCCUCAAUGCCUCUUCACCUGCCAAACCCUAGUCGAUUUGAGGAUCUAUAUGUGCGGUACCAUAAUCGUGGGAGGCACCGUUUUUCUGCCUCGCCUGAAGAAGCUUAGUUUAAUCCAUGUUAGAUUCGAUGCCGACGAGUCACUGCCACACCUCCUUUCUGGCUGCCCAGUGCUCGAGGAUUUGGUCGUCGAAUCAUUGUGUUUGGUUUAUUUUAAUAUAUCUUCACCCACGUUAAAGAGUCUUUGCUUUAAGUCAGACGGUUACAGAUUCAACAACAUUGACGACAGGCUGGCGAUAAAUACCCCAGCACUUAGAUAUCUCAAGAUCGAUGAUUGCUUAUCAAACCAUAUCGAAACCGGGCCACUAACUUCCUUACUUGAAGCAGAUAUCAAACUUCACAACCAUAAGAAGAAACAAAACGAUUUGGUUUAUUCUCGUUCAGCUUUGGAGUUUAUUGAUAGUCUCCGACACACCAAGUGCCUAACAUUAAAUCUAGCAUUCAAUGCAAAAAUUGUGAACUCGGUAUUCUCUUCUUCAGCUAUAAGUUUCCAUAACUUAAACAAACUCGAAUUGUUUGCGGAUUUCUGCGUUCUAUCUAAAUUCCUCGAAAAUGCCGAUAAUCUCGAAAUCCUUAUUUAUUGGGAGAUUAGCAACGGGUCGACAAGACAGAGGAUGGAACCACCGGAACAAGUGCCGACAUGCGUAUCAUCACGUCUUAGAGCCGUAAAGCUUAUUCACAUUAGUGGUGAAGAGAAGGAGUUGGAGAUGAUCGGAUAUCUUAUGAGGAACGGUAAAGUGUUGGAGAGGAUGGAAAUAGCGUAUGCCCGAUUCCUUGAUUUCAGGAAAACGGAUCACAUGCACCGUGAAAUCUCGCAGUUUGAACGAGGAUCAAAGGCAUGUGAAGUUGCCUUUUCAACUUGGUAAGGCGCUGCGUAAUCGUAAGUCGAAAAGUCUAUUUAUAUUUUAUAUUGAUAUUGAACAAACAGUACUGUUGCCUUUUGCACUCUGGCCUUUUGUCAAGUGUUUUAACACUAUCAGAUCUUUAUGUUUGUGACCUUAAAUAUUACCAUCUUUGUUUUCAAUUUUUUCAAUGGUGAGAAGUUGUUUGUU
Erythranthe guttata (spotted monkey flower) is the source of this 1599-nucleotide messenger RNA. RefSeq lists its product as uncharacterized. The record is from RefSeq and is a predicted model, not a curated record. Gene Ontology annotation, molecular function: protein binding. Lineage: Eukaryota; Viridiplantae; Streptophyta; Magnoliopsida; Lamiales; Phrymaceae.